This is a messenger RNA of Centropristis striata (black sea bass), 2803 nucleotides long. Its product is annotated as zinc finger protein 501-like. The coding region runs from base 259 to 1809 and encodes 516 amino acids. The transcript is spliced from 2 exons. Gene Ontology annotation, biological process: regulation of transcription by RNA polymerase II. NCBI's taxonomy places the organism in Eukaryota, Metazoa, Chordata, Actinopteri, Perciformes, Serranidae. Gene Ontology annotation, molecular function: DNA-binding transcription factor activity; RNA polymerase II cis-regulatory region sequence-specific DNA binding. The record is from RefSeq and is a predicted model, not a curated record.
UGAACAACAAAAGUGGACAUCGUUAGCAGCAGUAAUUACGUUUUGAAUUAGCGGCAAGACAACAUUGUAGUACCGCAAAUUAAUAUUUUAUUUGUAAUUUAGCAACAAAGACGUCCCUUCUCUCUUUUCGGGAGUUUGUUAACGAGCGACUAAGUGCUGCUACUGAAGAAAUCGGUGUUUUUGAAAUAAACUAUCAUCCAGUACGAGGAAGAGAUCGAUCGUCAGCGCAGACUGUUGGAUAUCUUUUGGAAACCAGAAAUGAAGUUACACCGGAUAGAGCUACCACAGCAACAUGUCUGUAAGGAGGAGGAGGAGGAGGAGGAGGAGGAGGAGGUCCCUGCUGACCAGCAGCUCUGUAUUCAGGAGAGGAACUCCAGUCUGAAACAAGAGGACCCAGAGCCUCCACAGAUUAAAGAGGAACCAGAGGAACUCGGCAUCAAUCAGGAGGGAGAGCAGCUUGUAGUGAAGCAGGAGACUCCUACUUAUGAGGAAAGUGACCACAGUGAAGAUCAGACUAUGUACUUGAAACCUGAUGACACUUUAAGUGCAGCAGAGGCAGAGUCUGUAUUCAUCAUACCAGUUAUAAUCUCUGAGCUACAUGAAGCAACCAUUGACCACCAGCUCCUCUCUGAUGAUGGCUGCAGGCAUGGAGACUCAGGAUCAACUAGUAAGGCAGAGCCAAAACAACCGAAAAGUCAACAUAAAACCACAAGUCUCGGGAACAAUGUAAGCAGCCCUAACCUGUCAGAGGAUAACUGUGAUACUGACCAAGGUAAAAAGUCUUUCAAAUGUGACACAUGUGGAAAAUAUUUUAAGUUGAAGUAUAAUUUGCAGAGACACCAGAGAAUCCAUACAAAUGAGAAGCCAUAUUCUUGUAAAACUUGUGGAAGAGAUUUCCGUUGUGAUAGUAGCUUUGCCCUCCAUAUGAGAAUUCAUAGAGGUGAGAGGCUGUUUACUUGUAAAGUUUGUGGUAAAGCUUUUGGAGAGGGUUGUAAGUUGACACUUCACAUGAGAACCCACACAGGUGAGAAGCCAUGUGUUUGCAAGACUUGUGGGAAAAGAUUCUCCUGUAUCGCAUCAUGUAACAGACAUAUGAGAAUCCACACAGGUGAAAAGCCUUAUGCUUGCAAUUUCUGCGAGAAAAGAUUUGCUGACAGUUCAAGGUGCAAAAGGCAUAUGAGAAUCCACACAGGUGAGAAGCCGUACGCUUGCAAUACUUGCGAGAAAAGAUUUGCUAGCAGUUCAUCUUUUAAAAAGCAUAUGAGAAUCCACACAGAUGAGAAGCUGUACGCUUGCAAUACUUGCGAGCAAAAAUUUGCUAACAGUUCAUCGUUUAAAAAGCAUUUAAGAAGCCACACAGAUGAGAAGCCGUACGCUUGCAAUACUUGCGAGAAAAGAUUUGCUGACAGUUCAUCAAUUAGUAAGCACAUGAGAAUCCACACAGGUGAGAAGCCGUAUGCUUGCAAUACUUGCGAGAAAAGAUUUAGCGAUAGUUCAAAAUUUAGAAGGCAUUUGAGAACCCACACAGGUGAGAAGCCUUAUGCUUGCAAUACUUGUGAGAAAAGUUUUGUUGACAGUUCAUCAUUAAAAAAGCAUACAAGAAGCCACACAGGUGAGAAACCGUACACUUGCAAUAUUUGUGAGAAAAGAUUUGCUGACAGUUCAACAUGUAAAGUGCAUAUGAGAACCCACACAGGUGAGAAGCCGUACGCUUGCAAUAUUUGCGAGAAAAGAUUUGCUGACAGUUCAGCAUGUAAAGUGCAUAUGAGAAUCCACACGCGUGAGAAGCCGCUUACUUCGUCAGAGUGAUUUCAGACGGAACAAUAAAUUGAUAAUUCGCAUGAGAACCCACAAAUGUGAGAAGCUGUACGUUUGCAUUACUAGUGGGAAAAGAUUUGUUGAACGUUCAGAAUGCAACAGGCAUUAUCCACACAGGCGAGAAGCCGUUCCUUGUAAAAAUUUGUGGGACAUUUUUUGGACGUCAUGAUAACUUGAAAAAUCACAUGAAAUCCCAAACAGGUUAUAAUCAGCAUUCUUGUAAAAAUAUCAGGAAAUGGUUUCAAAAUGAGUCGUGACCUGAAAAUCCACAAGACAAUCCAAAACAGCUGAGAAGCUGUCGACAUGUAAAACGUGGAAGAGCUUUCAGACAGAGUGGUGAAUUGAUCAUCCACAUCACAACCUAACACAGGUGAAAGAUUUUGGAUGUAAUAGUAGUUUGUUGGCCACAUGACAAAAGGCCACACUGGUGAAAUUCUCUUCAAAAGAGAAACCACUGAGCUGAUACUCCAGUAGAAAUAUGUUUGUCAACUGAAUAAAAUUCACCUUUGCAGGAGCUACAUCUCUGUCACUGAAUGUAAAACAUUUUCCACACAGAUUAGAUUUGAAAAUUUCAAGUUCCCUUAAUAUGACUGGAUUAAAAUAAUGACAUGAUCCUGAUUGUUGGUUUUGCCUAAUGUCCAUUUAUGAAAUAUGUCUGAAUAAGUUUUAGACAGACUUAAAAUCUAGUAUGCAAUAGUUCUAUAAUAACUCUCUAAAAUGUUCACAAAAAGUCAGAUUUUACAUUUGAGGUUGGCUGGCUUCUGUUUUAUAUUACCUCAAAAGACAUCAAAUUGAACGUAGAUGUGCCUUCUUGCUUUUUUUUUUUUCUUCUUUAGCAAAUAACCUCAUUAUAUACCUGGCCACAUUUUUGGAAUAUCCUUUAAAUUACAUGUGCUGUAUUCUGAUGUCAAUGGUGUUACAGCCCGCCUCUGCAACCAACAAAGACCAGAUGAGUGACGAAAAAAUAAAUGAGCAUUUUUUUAAA